AUGAACCUCGCUGUGCGUAUUUUUCUUCACUGUGUGCUAUCUUACAUUCUGUUUCAUUUUACGCAUGUUGAAGGAAAAUCUUUAGUAGAAAACUUAACUUCUAGGGGUGAUUUAGACUUGGUCUUACUGUUUGAUGUUGGUUUUCAAGAGGGAGUAAAGAAGAACAGGUUGGAUGCACUUAAUAAUGUCGUGGAAGUUGCAAGAAAUUUGUUAGUUGAAAAUGAACAUAAGGUUAGUCUCACAUAUGUAACUUAUGACAGUAUGAGUGUGAGAACUCUAGCUAUGGGAAAAAGUGGGAAAUUUACGGGUUCUGCUUCCUCCAGAAGGGAUGAUUCGAAUGUAAAUUUCGAAAAUUUUAAGGAAACAGUGAUGAAGACAGAAAUGGUGAAAUCUGUGAGAAGUUCUGAACAUCUGAAAGCAUUAAACUAUGUAGGUUUAAAACAUUUUUACAACGCAGAUGAAAUGUCAACUAAAAUGAUUAUCAUGUUUAUGAACACAGAUGGGAUAACAAAAAGAGACAUGACGGAUCUGAACAUUGUUCAUUAUUUAUUAGACAGAAAAAACAUAACAUUGAAUAUCAUAACAAAAGUGAAUCUAAAAUCUUACUGUCAUUAUAUACAUAAAGUUGGACCCAAUACAAAUGAGUUACUAAGAUGUGUGCUAAAAAAUUCCUAUUAUCAUAAUUUAAUAUUAACAUAUACAUUAAAAAAAUUUUAUGAAGAUAUCGCAACAAAUGCUGUUUGUAGUGAAUGGUCUGAAUGGUCUGAAUGCACCGUUACAUGUAAUGUUGGUUAUCACUUUUGUAAGAGAAAUACUUUGAAUAAUGUAGAAAAUAGUAGAGACGGUAUGUACAAAAGAAAGGGUAAAAAUUGCUCGGAACAGAGAAGCCUUAUAAUUCAAGAGUGUUUUAAUACUAGCUGCGAUCAUUCUUUAGAUGUAUGUGAUGCAGAAGUAGAUUUAUCUUUCCUAAUUGAUGAUUCAUCAAAUAUGUCUCAAGAAUUUUGGUUAAAAUACAUUAUACAACCUAUCAGAAAAAUGAUUUCUCAUUUAAACUUAAGUAAAAAGUUAGUGAAUAUUUCUAUAACUACUUUUUCUAAUACCACACAUAAUUGGAUUGACUUUUCUUCUAAUUUAUCCAGAAAUCGUGAUGAACUUCUUAUAUUUCUUGAAUAUUGGAGAUAUAAUUUAGGAAAUACUUCUUCCAAAAAUUUAAAAAAUGCUUUAAAAUAUGUACAUGAAAAUAUUCUUAAUAGUAAUAGUGGAAGGCCCAAUGCCCAUAAAGUUCUGGUUAUUUUUAACACUGGAGAAAUACAAAAAGAUUAUCUACAAGAUAUUGAAGAUGUUAUUCAUAAAAUUAAAAUGAUUUAUUCUGCUGAUGUUUAUUCUAUCUGUCUCAAUAACUCUGUAGAUGAUAAUUGUCAGGCCUUAAGUGGAAGAAGUACGAGUAACCCGAAUCCGAAUAACACUCCUCUGUUCUCUCCUUCUGAUUCUCAGUUAACCACGAAAUCUUCUUAUUCCACUCCAAGCGGUUCUCCUCCUAAAAAACAAUUCUUUUACUCUUUUACCAAUGUUUCCAAUUUCAGAGAUGAAAUUAUGGACAUACUGAAGAACAUAUGCUUCAAUGCAUCUAAUGCCAUCCGCAUGUCCAGAGCCCGAAGGAAAAGGAAUCUCAGAAAACAGAGAGGCGCUGAUAAAACGAGCAGUUUGCAUGGCCAAGGGGAGGAAGCAGAGGCAGGGGUAGGGGCAGAGUCAGAAGCAGAACCAGAAGCAGAGGCAGAGGUAGAGGUAGAGGCAAAUCCAGAAGCAGAGGCAGAGGUAGAGACAGGGGUAGAGGCAGAAGCAGUGGCAGAGGCAGAGGUAGAGGCAGAGGUAGAGGCAGGGGUAGAGGCAGAACCAGAAGCAGAGUCAGAACCAGAGGUAGAGACAGGAAUAGAGGCAAAGCCAGAAGCAGGGGUAGAGGCAGAACCAGAAGCAGUGGCAGAGGCAGAACCAGAAGCAGAGUCAGAGGCAGAACCCCGCGUGGCAAUUGGAAAGGACGAGAAAUUGAAGGACCAACAUGAAAGCACGGAAAGAACGAUGAAGGGGAUAAAAAAUGCUGAAAAUAAAAAAAAAGGGUUGAAGCGAACAAACUCAUUGGAUACGUAUAAAAUGAGAAAAGAAAAUAACCACCUGGGAUCGAAGAAAAAUAGAAUAAUUCUAAAAUCAGUAACGAACUUGGAAGGCAAGGACGAUGAGGAAGGGGAGGGAGAUGAAGAACCACAAUACACGUCACUAAAAAAAUAUACUUCACAAUACAACAUAGACGCCCUUCCCUCAUAUAAAAGUGGAAAAGAUAAAAACUUGACACGUAAGUUGUUGAAUUUCUUAUUUAAAAGAAAAAAAUAUCGUUUUAAACAACUAGACAAUGAUAAAAAAAAAAAGAUAAAAGACUUUAUAAAUAAUGUAAAAAAAUUAGACAACAUUUCAGAAAAAGAUUAUGAAAAAGAAAAUCAUAUAACAUCUCAGUUUUAUAUUUUACUAGAUCAAAUUUUUAAAAGUGCAUCUCCUUUAUCUCUGAAUGGUGGUGAAGGUGAUAAUGAGGAUGAUGGUGAUAGUGAGGACCAUGACGAUUUUGAUUCUAUAAUCCAUUAUAGCUAUGCAUCAAUUGUGGACGAUGAGGACGAUUUAGACAUGGAUAGUACAUUGACACAUAGCUGGAAUUAUAAAGAUGCACAGCAAAUCAAGAAAGAUAACAUGAUCAAAAAUGAAAAACAAAAUGGUCAAAUAAAUGAAGAUGAUAAUAAUUCACCAACAUAUAUUUCUACUUGGAACCAAAGCCAAAAAGGGGAUUUGCAAGAGAAUCACAUACCGAAUGAAAACAAGAAAAAUCUUCUAGAUGAUAUUCCAAUAGAUAAUACACUGAUGGAAGACGGAGGAUUUUUGACAAGUGAUGAAAGCAAAAUGAUGAGAAGGAAGAGAUCCAUAGUUCAAGAAGAAGGACUAAUAAAGGAGCAAUUUCAAAACAGUAGUAAUUUGACAUAUGCAGAAAAUGGAGAUAUGACUAGUACAAGUGCAAUGCAUACUAGGGAAGAGGCAUCAUCAUCGGGCGAAAGCAAGCAAGAAGUGAAUGAUAAGUUUGUAGAGACAUCAUUAGGAAAAGUAGAAUCGAUUGGACAUGAUGAAAAAAAAAACAAGGUAGAGUUGGUUAACCACAAUGAUGAUGGAAUCUGUGUUAAUGGAUCAGCUGCAUCUAACAAAAGGAAUUGUCAGAAAAGGUACAAAUCCAAGUAUGAUAUUAUUCAGCGUUUCAAAAAUAGAGACAUCCAUGUAGAUAAUAAAACUGGAAUUAGCUAUGAUGAACAUGAGUAUCAUCCAUCGUUAGUGGAAAAAGACGGGGGAAAAAAGAAUAACCAAAUGGAAGAAUCUAGAGAAUCAAAGAAAGAGAACUCAUCCAUACAUGUCCCAAAUGUGGAUUUCAAAAAAAAUAUCAAUGAAUCUAAUGUUUCAUGUGGUCAACAACAACAAGAUGGGAAAACGCUGCCUGCUUCUACUUCUGCUUCUGCUUCCUACAAGGUCGAUGAAAAACUUUCAAAGGUAGAAGUAGAGGACAUUGUUGGGGUGAGAACGGAUGAACAGACAGAACAAGAUACCAAAAAAGAUAAUAAACUUCUUUCGUUUAUCAAGGACGAAAUAAAUGAAAAAUAUCUAAAUUAUACGAAUGAGGACAUGAAUUUUCAUGAUAAUUUUCAAAAUACAAAGCUAGGAGAUGUGGUGACUAUGAAUUACCCUGAAGAAGAAGAAGAAGAAGAAGAGGACCUUGAAUAUAAUGAUACUAAUAUAUAUAAAUAUUCUGCUUCCUUCGCAUUAGCUACUGUUGUUGUCUUAGGCCUUGCGUUCUUAUAUGUGCGUUAUAGAAAUGCUAAAAACAUAGCAGAUAUAGUCGACACUAAAGAUUUUCCCGUCAUUAAAAAUGAAAAGGAGGAAAUUUUUAGGGAACAAAAUGUUUAUAUAUGCCCAAAUGGGACAUCUUGGCAAUAA
Messenger RNA from Plasmodium gonderi, 4017 nucleotides. RefSeq lists its product as hypothetical. NCBI's taxonomy places the organism in Eukaryota, Apicomplexa, Aconoidasida, Haemosporida, Plasmodiidae. Bases 1 to 4017 code for a protein of 1338 amino acids. The transcript has a single exon. The record is from RefSeq and is a predicted model, not a curated record.